GAGGUAGGCGGCGCCGCGAGGGCCUCUGGGAAGGCGGUCCGUGGGCAGCCGCGGGGCACUCUGGGACUGGGCUGUGGGCGGCUUUUUUGCGAGUGGCGGGUCGACUGUGUAGUCCGCUCCUGCAGCGCGCUCUGCCCGGCUUCCUCAGUCUCCUCGCCCGGAGCGUCCGGGAGCAGCUCCGAGGCCGCGGCGAAACCAGGUGGAGUCCGAGGUUCGGAGGAGUAUCAGAGGGAGCAGGGAUUGGAUCAAGUCAUUGCAUCUAGAGUACGGGGGAACGAAGAAAUCAUGGAGAGAGUUUGCCCCAGGAGAGAGGCGAGCGUUAUGUAACCUAGGAUCUGGGGUGGGUAACAGUCUGUGCGGUGUCAAUCUGAGAGGAGAAAACACCCAACGUGAGGGAAUGGUCAGCCUUGUCAUUUCAGCAUUCUGGCCUUCCCUAUGAGGAGGAAGAUCAACGAAGUCACAGGGCCCUUCUAGCCCAAUCCAGAGCUGUGCCAUGGCAGAGACAAGAGAAGAGGAGACAGUGUCAGCAGAAGCCUCAGGGUUCUCAGACUUGAGUGACUCAGAGUUCCUGGAGUUUCUGGACCUAGAAGAUGCCCAAGAGUCAAAGGCUUUAGUUAACACGCCUGGCCCAUCUUCUGAAUCCCUUGGGAAGGAUGACAAACCCAUAAGCUUACAAAACUGGAAAAGAGGAUUGGAUAUCUUAUCACCCAUGGAGAGAUUCCACCUUAAAUAUUUAUAUGUUACUGACCUGGCUACUCAGAACUGGUGUGAACUGCAAACAGCAUAUGGGAAGGAGCUUCCUGGUUUCUUGGCACCUGAGAAGGCAGCUGUGUUGGACACUGGUGCCAGCAUACACCUAGCUAGAGAACUAGAACUUCAUGAUCUUGUGACUGUCCCAGUCACCACUAAAGAAGAUGCUUGGGCAAUUAAGUUUCUGAACAUACUUUUGCUGAUUCCUACCCUGCAGUCAGAAGGGCACAUCAGAGAGUUUCCAGUGUUUGGGGAAGUGGAGGGUGUACUUCUUGUUGGAGUGAUUGAUGAGCUGCACUAUACAGCCAAGGGGGAACUGGAGCUGGCGGAACUCAAGACACGCAGGCGCCCUAUGCUCCCUCUGGAAGUUCAGAAGAAGAAAGACUGUUUUCAAGUCAGCCUAUACAAAUAUAUCUUUGAUGCCAUGGUACAAGGAAAAGUGACCCCUGCUAGCCUAAUCCACUACACAAAGUUGUGUCCAGAAAAGCCACUGGGGCCAUCAGUGCUGAGGCAUGCCCAGCAGGGAGGCUUCUCUGUGAAGUCUUUGGGUGACCUCAUGGAACUGGUCUUCUUGUCUCUAACACUGUCAGACCUCCCAGUUAUUGAUAUCUUGAAGAUUGAGUAUAUCCACCAAGAGACUGCCACUGUGCUGGGUACUGAGAUUGUAGCCUUCAAAGAGAAGGAGGUGAGAGCCAAGGUGCAGCAUUAUAUGGCCUACUGGAUGGGCCACCGAGAGCCCCAGGGAGUUGACGUGGAGGAGGCUUGGAAGUGCCGGACGUGUACCUAUGCAGACAUUUGUGAGUGGAGAAAGGGCAGUGGAGUGCUCAGCUUGACACUGGCGCCCCAAGUCAAAAAAGCCAAAUGAAUAGAAGGUAUGCUUUCAAGAAUGUUGAUCCUUCCUGCUCCUGCUGUACCUAAGCAAAAGAGGACCAGUCUCUGAGCUUGGCUUUUAUGGAGAGUGUUCUUAUUUUGGUUCUUUUUUUAAUUUCCACAACCUCUAACCACAUUCAGUCCAGGACUAAGGCUCAGGGAUGAGUGGGAGAGAUGGGUUAUACUGUCCCUGGAGCUUCAUCAUGAUUGCCUGAGAAGACAGAUGCUCAUCAUGGCUGGAAUGAAGGUAUCCUUCAGUAAACUUUGCUUUCCUAAGAAAAUUCUUCAGUUUCUGAUAAGUCAUCCCUAUUUUUAUCUUGAUCAAGGCUUUCUACAGUUACAUAAUAAAAUGAAAUGCUGUCCA
This is a messenger RNA of Gorilla gorilla gorilla (western lowland gorilla), 1984 nucleotides long. RefSeq names its product exonuclease 5 (gene EXO5). The record is from RefSeq and is a predicted model, not a curated record. The transcript is spliced from 4 exons. Gene Ontology annotation, molecular function: single-stranded DNA 5'-3' DNA exonuclease activity. Gene Ontology annotation, cellular component: nucleus. NCBI's taxonomy places the organism in Eukaryota, Metazoa, Chordata, Mammalia, Primates, Hominidae. Bases 494 to 1615 code for a protein of 373 amino acids. Gene Ontology annotation, biological process: interstrand cross-link repair.